Ficedula albicollis (Collared flycatcher) is the source of this 827-nucleotide messenger RNA. Its product is annotated as killer cell lectin-like receptor subfamily F member 1. The record is from RefSeq and is a predicted model, not a curated record. Lineage: Eukaryota; Metazoa; Chordata; Aves; Passeriformes; Muscicapidae. The transcript has 7 exons. Bases 1 to 801 code for a protein of 266 amino acids.
AUGGCAGGGGAUGUCACCUACGCCGCCGUGGCAAUGCUGCCCAGGGAAAGGCCACGCGCUCCUCCAGGGACAUCCAACCCAGGAAACACGAUCACAUAUGCUGAGCUGCAUGUGAAGCCCCAACCCCAAGGGAGCAGCAGAGCAGAGACUUCCGCUCCUGGCUGCUGGCACAGGUGCUCAGCCUGGUUCUACGUGGCGCUGGUCCUGGCAUUCCUCGUGCUCAUCCUGCUGGGAAUUGUGAUCAUACAAGCCAAGCAGGUUUUGAAGGGCAGAGUUGGAAAAUCAGAAAGUUUGCCCCAAUAUGGUCUGAAUAGCACCAGCAGUGACAUUUCUUCAGAGAGGACCAUCCCAGCAGCGCUCCUGAAAUGGCUCAUGGAGGAGCUGUGUGAAGAUGGACAGGGGACAAGGUGUGAGCUGUGUCCCCCCGGGUGGCAGCUGCACAGGGGCAGAUGUUACUUCUUCUCCGAGGAGGCCAAGAGCUGGGAGGACAGCCAGAAAAACUGCCUGGCCAGGAAAUCCCAGCUGCUUGUCAUUGAGGAUGAAAUUGAGAUGGAAUUUAUAGACAACAAAGACAAAGAUACCAAAUAUAUCUGGAUUGGCUUGGACCCUGGAGACGUGGAGAAAACAUGGAGUUCAGUGGAAGAUCACAAAGUAAAAGAAAAGAGCAGGACAGCUCUAAAAAGCAUCAAGGCUGACAACAAUUGUGCUGUUUACAGAAGGAAAAACGUGAUCCAGGCAGACAACUGCCAGACAUUAAAGGAGUGGAUCUGUAAGAAGAAUGCAACUUUGCUGGUGCUCUGAGUCAUAUUUCCACACAACAGGCAGAG